Molecule: messenger RNA, 1457 nt
Organism: Telopea speciosissima
Lineage: Eukaryota; Viridiplantae; Streptophyta; Magnoliopsida; Proteales; Proteaceae
Product: abscisic acid 8'-hydroxylase 2
Exons: 10
Coding region: 24-1457 (477 amino acids)
Biological process (GO): multicellular organism development; brassinosteroid homeostasis; brassinosteroid biosynthetic process
Molecular function (GO): oxidoreductase activity, acting on paired donors, with incorporation or reduction of molecular oxygen; heme binding; iron ion binding
Source: RefSeq, a predicted model, not a curated record
UCGCCAUCGCCAUUGCCAUUGGCAUGUGGUUGGUAGUGACGAAGGUGUUCAUGAGGAGGAUGUCAUGGCAUCAUCAUCAUCAUCAUCGGAAAUCGACGCAAGGGAUCCCACCUGGUAGCCUUGGGUUCCCUCUGAUCGGAGAAACUCUGGAUUUCUUGGCCGCCAACCGGAGCAACAAAGGACUCUACGAUUUCGUACAUACUCGCCGUCUCCGGUACGGGAGUAGUUGCUUCAAGACCAAUAUAUACAGAAGGACUCAUAUAUUCUUGUCGAGCAUAAAAUCAGCAAAGACAAUACUGAUGAGCAAAGAUGAAGUAAAUUUCAGUAAGAGAUACAUGAGAUCGAUUGCAGAGCUGGUGGGAAAGGAGAGUCUGCUCUGUGCUUCUCCUCAGGGACACCACCGAUUACUCCGAGGUCGUCUCUCUGCUUUGUUCACCACCAAUGUCGUCUCCCUCUUCGUCCAACGCUUUGACCAUCUCGUUCUCACCACUCUUUCUCAAUGGGAACACACCCCAACAGUCGUCGUGCUCCACGAUGCACUCUCGAUGACCUUUAAGGCUAUGUGUAAGAUGUUGAUGAAUUUGGAAGAUCCAGGUGAGGUUGAAACACUUCAGAAGGAUGUCGCUCAAGUUUGUGAGGCAAUGGUUGCAAUCCCCUUGAAGCUUCCUUAUACCAGAUUCUACAAAGGACUCAAGGCACGAAGAAGAAUAAUGGAGAGAUUGAGGAAGAUGAUUGAACAGAGAAGGAAAGGUUUGGAAGAACAUGAAGAUUUCAUACAAGCCCUAUUAGUGGGUGGGGAAGAAUCAACCUCAUCAGAUAAUGCAUCACCACUCACAGAUACACAAAUCCAAGACAAUAUCUUGACAAUGAUAAUUGCAGGUCAGGAUACCACAGCGAGUGCAAUGGCUUGGAUGGUCAAGUACUUGGAUGAGAACCAGGACGUUCAAGACAAACUCAGGGCUGAGCAACUCCAGUUAACUAGCAAAGCUACAUCCGGGUCUCUUCUUACAUUGGAAGAUUUGAAUGAAAUGCCAUAUGCAUCCAAGGUUGUGAAAGAAUCAUUAAGGAUGGCAUCGGUGGUAUCAUGGUUCCCAAGAGUGGCACUCAAUGACUGCGAAGUUGAAGGAUUUAAGAUCAAGAAGGGUUGGAUUGUUAACAUUGAUGCAAAAUCCAUACACUUAGAUCCAACGGUGUAUCAUGACCCAAACAAAUUCUAUCCUUCUAGAUUCGAUGAUGAAUCUAAACCAUACAGUUUUCUAGCUUUCGGAAUAGGGGGAAGGACAUGCCUGGGAACCAACCUUGCCAAAGCAAUGAUGCUUGUCUUCCUUCAUCGUCUUGUCACAACGUACAGGUGGAAGGUGAUAGAUCCGGACCCAAGUCUAGAGAAGUGGUCACUUUUUGCAAAACUCAGAAGUGGGUGCUCCGUGAGUGUGAUGCCGAUCGAUUGCAUCACCUGA